This is a messenger RNA of Exophiala mesophila, 243 nucleotides long. RefSeq lists its product as uncharacterized. Lineage: Eukaryota; Fungi; Ascomycota; Eurotiomycetes; Chaetothyriales; Herpotrichiellaceae. The transcript has a single exon. Bases 1 to 243 code for a protein of 80 amino acids. The record is from RefSeq and is a predicted model, not a curated record.
AUGACGAACAAAAGUGUACAGAAGGCUUGUUGUUUGAGAGUGAGUGACGGUGGUCUGAGACGGGUCGCCAAGACUUAUGGCAUUCGGGUUGCGCUACCGAAUUGGGACGAAAUCACACCACUCGACAUUCUUUAUCUCAAACAGUCCGAUGCCGGUCAAAGCCUUGUCUUGGGACGAUCAGCCAACCCUGACUAUCUGGUUCAAGCUGUUUCAAUCGAUAUCAGUGGUAUGAGAAUUUCAUAA